AUGAAGCUGGAAGUAGACGCUCCUGAAGUACUUAAACAGGUCGUGGCCGGAUCAGAAGAACGUUGCAGCAAGAUGGAACCUCGCCGCACAUCAAGCGUCUACUCCGACACCUUCGAGCUGGAUGACCUGCUUCUGAGGCUUACGAAGCAAGCUGAAGAGGAGCAGGAUAUGGUCAUCGACAUCUUAUGGCAGGAGGCUAUGGCACUCUAUUGCGAGCUCAGGACGACGCGGCAGCUUCGGGGAGUCAUUGUCGGCUUCGUACAUGAGCUCGUGGACCUGGUCGAUCAGCUGGAAGAUCUGCUCAGAAAGUCUCAGUCGCACAUGGAGCAGAGAAGGGCGAAGUACUUGGCCAAUUGCACCACAUUCUAG
This is a messenger RNA of Colletotrichum lupini, 369 nucleotides long. RefSeq lists its product as uncharacterized. NCBI's taxonomy places the organism in Eukaryota, Fungi, Ascomycota, Sordariomycetes, Glomerellales, Glomerellaceae. The transcript has a single exon. The coding region runs from base 1 to 369 and encodes 122 amino acids. The record is from RefSeq and is a predicted model, not a curated record.